UUUUGCGAGAAGCAGUACUCUCGCGCCGCGGACACGCGUCGCACGCUCUCCACUGUCGGUUCUUCGGUGCAAAGGCCCGAGGGUUGGUACGGGAACGCCGUACCUUGCCUGGCCGGCCUUCUCCUUCGUUCUCGCACCCUGCGAAAGGAUGCGAGUCGCCUGUCGACCGGGAAAGAAGGAUCCUUAGAUCUCGUGCGCGACGUGUCUUACCCGUCCCCGCUUCUCCGAUGCAUUUUUCUCUCAUCUUCGUUCCGUGAUUACAUCCGGAUAUACACGUACAAAAGUUAUGCGGGUUGUUUGAUAGAACGUGAUCGACUCGAGGGAAAGGAAGUUGCAAUCAGGGUGCAUUCAAGACUGCUAGCAAAUCAGGAGGCCGUGGAUGCAGCCAAGAACUGGCAGUGGCGGGGCCCAUCCGGGUGGGACAGGUGACGAUGAGGCCCCGAAAGAUCCGGGCGCGCGGAUUACUCAUCAAUCUUACACGGAGAAGGAUUAUGAAGGUCACAGGGCGCACACGGUAUACGUGGGUGUGCAUUUGCCAGGGGAAAGGAGGCACCGCCGGCACCAUAAACACCAUCAUUCACAACGGCAGUCGUACCCCUGUGGUAAGGAGGACAUCGACAGCGAUAGACCGAGACAAUUGUUGAUGGCGCGCAGGGGUCGUCUCGCUAGCAUCUGCGACCCCGCCGGCGAGAUGAUAUUCACUCCACCAGCCCAGAGAGUACAGUUUAUCCUCGGCGAGGAAGUCGGUGACGAUGCACACGAAUCGCAUCCGCUCUUCUCGGAGAUGGAAGAGCUCGUCAAGGAUGGCGACGAAAUGGAAUGGAAGGAAACAGCGAGAUGGAUCAAGUUUGAAGAAGAUGUCGAAGAAGGUGGCAAUAGAUGGAGCAAACCUCACGUUGCCACUUUAUCACUGCACUCUCUCUUUGAAUUAAGAAGCCUCCUUUUAAACGGAACCAUCAUGCUCGAUAUGGAGGCAGCCAGUUUAGAACAGAUAGCUGAUCUUGUUCUCGAUAAUAUGAUCAAUAAAGGAGUACUCUCAGUCGAGUUACGAGAGAAGGUGAGAGAAGCCCUUCUCGUCCGACAUCGGCAUCAACACGAAAGACGUAAAGACAAUAAUAUGUCGAAGUUACCGAUCAUAAGAUCGUUAGCUGAGAUAGGACGCAACCAUUCCUCCUCAAAAAAUUGCGACUGUUCAUGUGGUAUGCAUGCCUUGUUGACGUCAGAUUUGCAGGAGCGUCGUGAUCCGAAGGACACUUACGUACCCUCCGUCGCCCGCAGCAGCAGCUGCCCGAACUCGAACACGGCUCCGCUGUCGAAAGAGGCGAAAGACCUCAAAGGGCCGUACCUUCUAGUUCCAGUGGAAGAAUCGAAUUCCGCUCCGGUGAUCGCCGGCGCAACAAGUCAGGGCAGUGGAGCAGCGCUGAAUGCUGGUAGCCGCUUCCUUGCGAUACCCGGCAAUCCCGGCCAAGAACCAGGCAGCAACGGCAUGGAUCGAAGUCCCAGCAGCGUGUCCAUUAGUAGGAAUCACAGCUCCUCCGCUUUGGAGAACGGAGAUGCCAAUCAUAGGGGUAAUACGCAUUUUAUGAGAAAGAUACCAGCCGGCGCCGAAGCAAGCAACAUACUCGUGGGUGAGGUCGAUUUUCUUGACAAGACUUUGUCCGCAUUCAUCCGGUUAAGUCAGGCCGGGAUAAUGGGGGACCUGACAGAAGUUCCUGUUCCGACGAGAUUCAUCUUUGUCCUACUGGGACCCAUGGGUGGGAUUUCGGGUUUUCACGAAAUCGGUCGAGCUAUGGCAACUUUGAUGUCCGAUGAAGUCUUUCACGAUGUGGCUUAUAAGGCGAAAAAUAGAAAUCAUCUCUUAGCUGGUAUUGAUGAGUUUCUAGAUGCCGUGACGGUAUUACCACCCGGUGAAUGGGACCCGGCAAUCAGAAUAGAACCUCCAGCCGCUAUACCGUCGCAGGAAGUCAGAAAAAGACCCAAAGAGGAAAAGCCUAAAGAAGAGUUUGAGGAAGCUGACGAACAAAAACUAAGGGAGGAAUCUGGCCUUUCGAGAUCCGGCAGACUGUUCGGCGGUCUGAUCAAUGACAUUAAGAGAAAAGCUCCGUUUUACUUGUCUGACUUCAAAGAUGCCCUUGCUCUUCAAUGUGUAGCGUCUUUUAUCUUCUUGUACUUUGCCUGCUUGUCGCCCAUCAUUACCUUUGGUGGUCUUCUCAGCGAGGCUACCGGAAAGAACAUGGCUGCUAUGGAAUCACUGGUUUCCGGUUUCGUUUGCGGCAUAGGAUACGGUUUCUUUUCUGGUCAACCGUUGACUAUACUCGGUUCCACUGGUCCAGUUCUAGUUUUUGAAACGAUUGUCUACGAAUUUUGCAAAAAAGUCGAGUGGAGUUAUAUGUCCUUCCGUUUCUGGAUUGGUACAUGGAUCGCCAUAAUCCUAUUAAUUCUCGUUGCACUUGACGCAAGUGCUUGCGUCUGCUAUAUUACUCGAUUUACGGAGGAAAAUUUUGCUACCCUCAUUGCUUUUAUUUUUAUUUAUAAGGCAAUUGAAAAUGUGUUGUCAAUCGGUAAGAAAUUUCCCUUAAAUACCUAUUCCGAUGAAACAUUGGAUUACGAUUGCUGGUGCAAACCACCGAAUAUUAGUUUACCAUCCAGUUAUGACCACAUGAACUGGACGACAUUGGAUAAGACAGCUUGCGAGAAUUACAAUGGCACUAUGGUAGGCAAUGGCUGCGACACACCGCAUUACGUACCCGACGUGUUCCUUAUGUCAAUUAUCCUAUUCAUGGGCACGUUCUUGCUGUCAGUAGAGCUCAAAGAUUUCAAGAACGCUUUAUUCUUUCCCUCAAAGGUGAGACAAGUGGUGAGCGAUUUUGCAGUAAUAAUCGCGAUAUUCUCUAUGAGCACAUUAGAUCAUUUUGUGGGCAUUCCAACGCCAAAAUUGGAGGUACCGGCAGAGUUCAAGCCAACGUUAGAGGGACGAGGAUGGAUAAUUUGGCCUUUUCAGAAGAAUCCGUGGUGGAGUGCUGUUGGUGCAUUCCUCCCCGCUUUAUUGGGCACUAUAUUGAUCUUCAUGGAUCAGCAAAUCACGGCCGUUAUUGUUAAUAGAAAAGAGAACAAAUUAAAGAAGGGAUGCGGGUACCAUCUAGAUCUCUUCGUUCUGGCGAUCCUAAUCGAAAUAUGCUCGGUAAUGGGCCUUCCAUGGUUCGUCGCAGCGACAGUCCUCUCUAUAAACCACGUGAAUUCGUUGAAAUUGGAAUCCGAGUGUGCCGCGCCGGGCGAGAAGCCGCAGUUUUUAGGUGUCCGCGAGCAGAGAGUUACUCACAUACUGAUUUUCCUGAUGAUCGGAUGCUCGGUGCUUCUAACACCAAUGCUGAGAAACAUACCGAUGCCGGUGCUGUUCGGUGUCUUCCUGUACAUGGGCGUCGCGUCACUGAAAGGUCUUCAGUUCUUCGACAGGAUUCUGAUCAUGCUGAUGCCCGUUAAGUAUCAGCCGGACUACAUGUUCCUUCGCCAGGUGCCAUUGAAACGCGUACAUAUGUUUACUGUGAUUCAGCUUGCUUGCCUUGCCUGUUUAUGGCUCAUAAAAUCCUUUAGCCAUACUUCUAUUUUGUUUCCUUUAAUGCUUGUGGUAAUGAUCGGCAUACGUAAAGCCCUGGAUCUGGUGUUUACGCAACGCGAGUUGAAAAUCCUCGAUGACAUAAUGCCGGAACCAAGCAAGAAACAUGCCGACGAUCUUCGCAAGUUGGAGAACGGCGAGGAUCAGAACGAAACAAUGGGAUAUGGACCCCCGGGAAACAUUCAGAUCUCUCUGGCGAAUGGGAACAUCAUGAAAAUUCCUCUGGCGAGUAUCAACAUCAGCGAGGAGGUGAACAAAACUGGUAUCUGGCAACAAGUCAACGAAGGCAACGAAAAAUCGAAGCAGUCAAAAUCAUUGAUCAACGUGGGAAAGCAAAAGAAGCAUCCGAAAAAAGACAACUCGUUGCUGGCUGACGAGACAACGAGGCUGACGACAAUGACCGAAGAGGACGAGGAUGACAGUGGGAUCUCGAUCAAGGUGACAAAUGUAGAUUUAAUACGAUCCAAGGAAAGCAUCAGUCCUUUAAAAGCAAAUGGUACUACCUCAGCCGAAACUUCUGUUUAACAAGAAGAUAGCAGAAAUAAAUAUAUUUCAAUGCAGCAUAGUUUCUUUAAUAAAUCAUUUCAUCUAGCGUUUCUAUUCUACAAUCUCUAUUUUUAUUUUAUGAAUUUCGAUUUAACCGAUAUAAAAGUCAUAAAUCAUACACUCUCCAGAAACUUGUAUUCUUCUUCGAAGUAAUUUCUAAUUCUAUCAUUUAUCUAUCAUCUUUAAUUGUAUUAUAUUUGUACUAUAUUCAGCGAACAAUGCUCAUUGCUCUUCGCAAGUACUUUGCAAUUUAUACUGAACUGUAAAUGAAAUCCUUCAGUGCAUAAUCUCUGUGUUUGUACAUAGAAACAACAAAUUUCCAACAAAUUUGCCAAUAGUAUCCAAUUGUGAUUUUAUGAAAUCUCUACUUUUAUCUCGAUAGAGUAGUUUUGUGAUGUCUUGAACUGCGAUAGAGUUAUGUAAAUAGAAUUUUAAAAAUAUGUGGAAACAUGAGGAGCAGUAUGUAUUUUAAUUAUUAUUCAUGCCUCGAUCAAUUCUACUGUAUUCCAUAUAAAUUGCAAAAACAUGACAUUUAAUUGCAAUGAAGAAGAAGAAUAUGUUCCAAAUAAUUAAAAAAAAUAAUAAUUCGAAGUAAUAAAGGUGUAUAAUACGUGUAUAAACGUAUGUUUUUGUUUUAAUGUGAAUAAUGACGGUAAAUAAAAUAUAAUAAAAUUUAAAAACAUGAUCAAGCUUGACAAGAUUUAUCGAUUUACAAAAAUGUAUUUAUAUUAGAAAUUUAUGAAAAACGCAUACUUUCAAAUCGUGAUAUGAUAUUCAGCGAAUACGAUUGAACAAAUAUAAAUUAAAAAUAUGUGGCAUUUAUAAAAUACGAAAUGAAAAGUAAAAUUCGACUUUUCACGGAGAAUUACUCUGGCGUAUUACUUCACAUAUUUAAAUAUUCAAAUAAUUAAUAUUCAAUAAUUUUUAUUCUUAUAGAUAUGUAUGAAACAAAUAGUAAUAAUAUUAAACAGUAACUCCGCAAAUUUCAUACAAAUAUCACGAUUCAAAUAUCCAGAUAUGUGUGCAGUUACAAUUAUUCGAAUAUUUAAAUAUUGACAACUGUAAUUUUAAGUUUAUCGCAUAUAUUAAAUUUUAAUUAAAAAGCAAGAAUAUUGUGUUAUCAUACAAUAAUAUAUGACACUGUACGUAGCUAUUAAGUAGUUCAAAUAACUUUAUAAUCAUACUAUAUAUCUGCCAAAGAAACCCCACAAUUAUGUAGUAUGUAUAUUGAUACUUCCUUCGAGGGAUAUCUCUUACUCUUAUCGUUAGCAAGUGUUGCUAAAUGCGGUGCAUAUUGAAGAGAAAGACUAAUAUCGCUUAACUAAGCAAUCUGCGCUUGAAUAUUUUUUAUUUAUUCUCUGUAAUAUUAAUAUGAUAUUUUAGGAGACAACAACUAUGGAAGCUUGAAUUUUAUAAGCUUGAAAAAGUAGGAAGAAAGGAAAUGCAAUACACUAUUAUAUAGAUGAAAGAAGAAUUUCUUUUGUCUCCGAACCAUUGAAUGAUAUUAACUUUCUCUUUUCUGAUUUCGAAAAAUACUAAUAUCUUGCAACUUUUACGAAAGCAACUUUUUAAUAACUGUGAAACACUCCUCUCCAAAGUAUUCACAAAAUCGUCUCAAAAAAAGUUUCUUUUCUUAUUACUAGUUUAUUUUUAUCACUAAUACUUUAUCACUAAUACUAAAAAUCAAAUCUCAAAAACAUUUAAGAAACUUAUAACAUAUUUCUGUUACUUCUUAAAAUUCCAAACUAGCCAAAAAAUCUUGCGCGCGAAUUUUCAAACUCUAUUUUCAUAACUUUUUAACAUCUGGGCAUGCCCAAUUGCGACAAUAUGAUAUAUUCUAAUUAUAAUAAAGUUAAUUUCUUUACCGCAAGAUUUUUACCAAAAAUUUUAUGUAUCGAUAAAAAUGUACUGUGUUUUCUAUAGAAUAACGCAGUAAUAAACAAUCCCUUGAAGGAUAUCCAAUUUCAUAAUUCAAAAAAAGGGAUAUACUCGUUAAUUCAUAUAUCAUUAUACAUAUAUCUGCGAUAUUUAAUAAAUAAUGAAUAAAUAGAAACGAAAAUAUUCUGUUGGUUAAUAUAGAUAGCUGUUUGUUAAAUAAAAUUAUUUGAAUUAACUAAGUUAAGACAAUUCUUAAUAUAUGCUAUUUUUCAAAGGAAUUUUCCAAUUUCAAGCAAAAAUAUUUUAUUAAAAAAAAUGUUAUUUUAUUAAAUUAUGAUCCAUUUUCAUAUUGAAUUUGUGUAUAGCAGAAAUAAUUAAUUUUAAAAAUUUCUAAUAUGUAUUGAAUAUUUGCGUUAACAAGCGACUUAACAUGUACAUAUAACUUGUACAUGUCAAUCCAAAAUUUAUGAAACAAGAAAAUGCGCAAAUUUUUCUGAAACAAUUUGCGAUAGAUUUACGAUUCGCGAGAACAAAAAAUUUCAUUCAUAAAAAUUCCUCAAUUUGGCUAAUUAAGAAAAUACGAUCAUUACGGCAUAAAUAUUGAUACGGAAUUUUUAGAAAAUUGAAUAAUUAGCUAAAACAAUUAUGACAUAUUUUUUUAUACGGUCAUUUUGCUAACAGGUAGUUUGAGAAAACGUGUUUCAAUAGGGCAAAAAAAAACGCAAAGAGAUUGCAUCUUGCAAUCUCUUGUAUGUUUAAUUCAUAGAAAGGCUCAAGAGAGAAGACCUAUAAUUAAAACAAUAUGAAAUAUUUAUAUCAUGCUGGAAAGUAUAGCCGUGUGUACUUUUAAGUAUAUUUUUACGUAAAGAAAGCGUGCCCCCGCGUAUACGGGCCAUUUAAAUCAUGCGCAAAAUCCAUUUGUCAAAGUGGAAAUUGUAACAUCAACGCGAUAUGACGUAAUGUGUGAUGCUCAGCGUAUCGUGUCAUCGUAGUGAGAGAAUACGAGGGAGUGUCGCGAUCUUAGGUGCGAAAAUAAACAUGCGAAUAUUAGAAUUUAUGAAUAUGAUGUAUAGUAUGAGAAUAACUUAAUAAAAAAAAAGUGUAUGAUA
Messenger RNA from Pogonomyrmex barbatus (red harvester ant), 7146 nucleotides. It is a transcript of the gene Ndae1, whose product is annotated as Na[+]-driven anion exchanger 1. Gene Ontology annotation, cellular component: plasma membrane. Gene Ontology annotation, biological process: transmembrane transport; monoatomic anion transport; regulation of intracellular pH. Gene Ontology annotation, molecular function: solute:inorganic anion antiporter activity; monoatomic anion transmembrane transporter activity; sodium:bicarbonate symporter activity. Lineage: Eukaryota; Metazoa; Arthropoda; Insecta; Hymenoptera; Formicidae. The record is from RefSeq and is a predicted model, not a curated record.